This is a messenger RNA of Fukomys damarensis (Damara mole-rat), 2187 nucleotides long. It is a transcript of the gene Pgs1, whose product is annotated as phosphatidylglycerophosphate synthase 1. The transcript is spliced from 14 exons. Gene Ontology annotation, biological process: cardiolipin biosynthetic process. The record is from RefSeq and is a predicted model, not a curated record. Gene Ontology annotation, molecular function: CDP-diacylglycerol-glycerol-3-phosphate 3-phosphatidyltransferase activity. Gene Ontology annotation, cellular component: mitochondrion. The coding region runs from base 1 to 2094 and encodes 697 amino acids. NCBI's taxonomy places the organism in Eukaryota, Metazoa, Chordata, Mammalia, Rodentia, Bathyergidae.
AUGGGCAGGAACCCCGGCAGCCCAAGGGCUCACCGGAAGCGGGCACUGCUGGGCGAGCACCGGGCGCCGUUCUUUGGGCUGGCCGGGGAGAGCGCUGAGAUUGCCAGGGCGGCCCCAUCCGCAGCCCGAGGUGGCAGUGCCCAGGAGGAGAGUCCAGCCCGGGAGGGUGAGGAGGUACAGCCGGGUGUGGGAGCCGAGCCUCCGGGAUGCCCUGGGCCCCAGCGGUGGAGGCCAGGAGAGCUUCUCCCUCCUCCCACCCCGCUAUUCCUGGUCACCAGGUUGCACAGGCCGGCCAGUGGAGACCUGGAGGUGGCCAGGCCGGGAGGGCCUGCCCCAGAGAAGGUGCACUGCGGCCCGGAGACUGCCAAUAAAUCAGGCCUGACCCAGAAGGAGAGAUCAGAGCAGGCCUGUCGGAUUCGUCCCCUGCUCAAGCAGACUGGUCCUAAGGAGAGCCCUCGCCAGCCCUGUGCCUCUGGCUUCUGCUUCACGGGACCCAGCUCCUGGUCCCUGAAGACCUCAUCUCUACCGGUUUUAGGGCCACCCAGGGCUGGCAGCGAAUACGCCAGGUCACCAUGGCUGUUGUUGGCUCCCUUGCUGUCCCCAGCUGCCUCCCAGGUCACUUCCCCACCUUGCUGCCUCUGUCCAGAGGGUGUGCACAGGUUCCAGUGGAUCCGGAACCUGGUUCCAGAGUUUGGCAUCUCCAGCUCUCACAUCAGAGUGCUCUCUUCCCCCGGAGAGUUUUUUGAGCUCAUGAAGGGGCAAAUAAAAGUAGCCAAGAGGCGGGUCGUGAUGGCAUCUCUCUAUCUGGGCAUAGGACCUUUGGAACAGGAACUGGUUGAUUGCCUGGAAAGUACUCUAGAAAAGUCACUGCAAGCAAAAUUUCCUUCUGACCUCAAGGUCUCCAUUCUUCUGGACUUUACCAGGGGCUCAAGAGGCAGGAAGAACUCACGCACAAUGCUGCUACCACUCCUGCAGAGGUUUCCAGAGCAGGUCCGAGUCUCCCUCUUCCACACUCCAAAUCUCCGUGGUCUUCUCCGACUCCUUAUCCCUGAGCGCUUCAACGAGACCAUUGGCCUCCAGCACAUCAAAGUGUACCUCUUUGACGACAAUGUUAUCUUGAGUGGUGCAAACCUGAGUGACUCCUACUUCACCAAUCGCCAGGAUCGCUACGUGUUCUUGCAGGACUGUGCAGAGAUUGCUGACUUCUUUACAGAGCUGGUGGACGCGGUGGGGGACGUGUCCCUGCAGCUGCAAGGGGACGACACUGUGCAGAUGGUGGAUGGGAUGGUGCAUCCUUACAAAGGUGACCGGGCUGCUUACUGCAAGGCGGCCAAUAAGCGGGUCAUGGAUGUGAUCCACUCAGCCAGGAUGCGCCAGCAGAUGCUGCAUGCCCAGACCUUCCAUAGUGACUCCUUGUUGACCCAGGAAGAGGUGGCGGCCGCUGGUGAUCGGAGACCCGCGCCUGACACCUGGAUUUACCCGCUGAUCCAAAUGAAGCCCUUUGAGAUCCAGAUUGAUGAGAUUGUCACCAAGACCCUGCUGACUGAGGCUGAGCGAGGUGCCAGGGUCUUCCUCACCACUGGCUACUUCAACCUGACGCAGGCCUACAUGGACCUGGUCUUGGGCACGCGGGCUGAAUACCAGAUCCUGUUGGCCUCCCCAGAGGUGAAUGGCUUCUUCGGGGCCAAGGGUGUGGCUGGUGCCAUCCCGGCAGCCUACGUACACAUUGAGCGGCAGUUCUACAGCGAGGUGUGCAGCCUGGGGCAGCAGGAGCGGAUCCAGCUACAGGAGUACUGGAGGAGGGGCUGGACAUUUCAUGCCAAAGGCCUCUGGCUGUACCUGGCGGGGAGCAGCCUGCCCUGUCUCACGCUGAUUGGCUCUCCUAAUUUUGGGUACAGGUCAGUUCACCGGGACCUGGAGGCCCAGAUUGCUAUUGUGACGGAGAGCCGAGCCCUGCAGCAGCAGCUCCACCAGGAGCAGGAGCAGCUCUACCUGCGCUCAGGUGUGGUGUCUUCUGCCACCUUUGAGCAGCCGGGUCGGCAGGUGAAGCUGUGGGUGAAGAUGGUGACUCCACUGAUCAAAAACUUCUUCUGAGGAUGGACAGGAACGGCCUUGAUGAAGAUGACGGGCAUGGCUGGCGUCAGCUCCUUCAGCCGCGCCUCGGCGAUGACUCCAGUCUGUGUGUCC